UCUCUGCUGGUGUUAAAGUGCGGACGCUCCUUUACACUCUUACAACGACCUUGUUUCCUAUUAAAUGGCGUUUAAAAUCACUUCCAGAUUGUCCAAAUUAAGUCCCCGGUUUAUGUCCUGGCAGACCGAGGGUAGUUCGUUAAACUGCAAGGGAUUAACGGUGGAACAUGACCGGCACAACCUGCGCUUCACCGUCAGACCAGGCAGCGGGGCAGAGGCCGGUGAAGCCGCCGUGCUGCGGUACCAGUUCACCGGGGACAAAGAGGUGGACCUGAUGUCCACGUUUGUACCCGAGUCGUUCCGAGGUCGAGGAGUCGCGGCGCUGCUUUCCCAGGCCGCCAUCGACUUCGUGGUCCAGGAGAACCUGAAGGCCCGGGUUUCCUGCUGGUACAUCCAGAAAUACAUGGAGGAAAACCCGGACCAGCAGCGCCAGGACCGGAUCAUCCCCUGACGGCCUCCGGACGUUUAAAGACAACAUCAAGAAAUAUUUAAUUUAAUGCAAUUCACUUUAAUGUGACGCUAAUUUACAAGAAGAUUCAGACUAGAGCAUUUUAAAAAGAAGAAAAUACGUUUAUUAAGCUAGAAAAAUCAUUAUUUUUAUACAGAAUCAUACUUUUGUAAUCUGUCAUCGAUCAUUUCACUGUUUUUUCCCCUGAAAUUCAUUAAAAUGUCUUGAAAGUGGAGCAUCGGGGAAUCUGACCUGGUGCAUUCUGGGAAAAUAGUCCACAUUGCAAGUGCUGAACCCAAAACGAUGCAGUCAGAUAAGAAACAGUGAAAGCAAAAGAAGAUUGUGAAAGUCUUGUAAUUCCCCAGAGCCGGUUGUGCACAGAUCCAGGUCUGGAUCCAGACCCUGCAAGAAUCUAAUUUCGUGUAUUUGUGGUAGAUUUCUGAGAGAAUACUUGAAUUAGUUUUGGUUGUGGUGGUUUUGCCAGGAUCAGGUCUUGACUGACGGUUCAGAGUCCUGGAGUCCUGCAGUCCUGCAGUCUUGGAGUCCUGCUUCAAACCCCAAAGGACCUGAAACUCUCGGUUCAGCUGCACAGAAAACCUGGUCCCAGACAUGUGAUGUUGGAUCUCUACGAUGAUAACCGGUCUGGGUCCUGGUCUUAGGGUUGCCACCUUUCAGAAAUAGA
Molecule: messenger RNA, 1130 nt
Organism: Cololabis saira (Pacific saury)
Lineage: Eukaryota; Metazoa; Chordata; Actinopteri; Beloniformes; Belonidae
Product: protein NATD1-like
Exons: 3
Coding region: 65-451 (128 amino acids)
Source: RefSeq, a predicted model, not a curated record